Molecule: messenger RNA, 543 nt
Organism: Striga asiatica
Lineage: Eukaryota; Viridiplantae; Streptophyta; Magnoliopsida; Lamiales; Orobanchaceae
Source: the annotation of a GenBank genome assembly
GGUUUCUUCUGUCUCUCCUAUAAAUGCUCUACUGGCGAGUCAUGUAGACCUUCGCUCGUCCAGACUUUCCACUCGUCUCCACGCUGGCGUCUCCAUUGCGACUCCACCAAGCACCCGAUGUGGGCAGCAACUCCUUUUCGACCGCAACUCGCUUUAGAUGCAACUGCGAAGGCUAACUCGUAUUUUAUCUGUUUAUGCCGUUUCAGAGUGUUUCGGCUCUGUUUCUUCCCAAUCUUAUUGCUGUUUUAUUUUUGUUCAGUAAUUUUCCUGAACCCAGUCAGCGGCACAUCUCCGUCAGAAUCUACGGACCCUCUGCCAUCCAUUGCAGCGGAGCCCUUUCAUGAGCAGGCGAUCAAGUUGAAGGUUCCCAGGGACAAGCUUACGCUUAACUUCAAGCAUCUGAACCUCGAUUUCUGGCUCAUCACCGACGAGGCUACCGGAGAAAAGAAGCGGAAGGUGGACAUGUGGUUUAGCAGCCGGAAAACAACCGCUGCCAGUCACUGCUCUAUUGUGUCUACUUCUCUGUCUGGUAGUGCUGAGUAA